GGCCCGGAACGUCAAUAUUGCGCUUUCGAGUCGCAUUAGAAGAGUAGUCGUUCCGUCGAACCCGAUUCUCCGCUCGGAGUGGAAACCCGCAGGGAAAGCCGACAAGGGACGAUCAUAAAAAAGUAAAAAGGGCGUAUAAUAAAAAACUAGUAUAUAAAAUAUCAUAGCACACGACCCUGUGCAGCGAGCGCCACACUGCUGUGAAGGCGCGCUCGAACGUCGUAAAAAGGGGCAGGCCCCUCGGCGCUAACAACAACACAAACACAAGCAGAAGAAAAAGAAUAACAGAAGAAGCCGCAGUUUAUCCCUUGGAAAAAGCUCAAACAACGGAUCCAAGGAAGCGAGUAUCUGCAACACAGCACCAUCAUCAUCGCCUCCUGCGACGACGACUUGAAAGCAAAAACCGGGACAUUCGUCGCCUCUGGUUGUUUCCCCGCUCCGUAGAACUCACUUUUCUCGCGAGCCCUAGUGCCCCGCAUCUUGAAAACCGUGCAUAUCGUGCUGAGAUAUUAUUUACAUUUCAUUUCAUUUUAAUAGCUUCACUCUCGGGAGAAGUGAAACAACAGCAGUGUUAGAAAUCCCAAGAAGAAAAAAAGAAGAAAUCGUCGUCCCGCGCUUUGUUCAGUAUCCUUCGGCGGUAGUGUUUGUGCGCGUUGUUUAGAAAUAAUUACGUCGUCUCCCGUGUGUUAGGAAGAAAAGCCCGAGUGGAACUAACUGUGAGCAACUUUUCGCGGUGCGAAUCCCCCCAUCAAAAGUCAAUUAAGUACGUGCGUGUGCUCCAAGUCAAUUCUCACCAACCAACAACAACAACCGUAAACAGUAAACAGAACUUCAGUUUCCGUCAACCUCCGAGGUAAAAUGUUGGCCAUGUCCACGCUGAUGAUGCCUGCACCGACGAUGGCCCUCAGUGCUGCCCCUCAGCUGACGGUGGGACCGCACAAACCACCGGAAACAAAACUCCUAACGAUUCACCCGGCCCACUCGGCCCAAUCGCAGACGACGCCGCAGCAUCAGCUGCACCAGCAGCACCAACAGCAGCAGCAGCAGCAAGUUCAGCAACAACAACAGCAGGUUGCCCAGCAGCAGGUCGCGGCCGCUGUUCAGCAACAGCAGCAGCAAGUGGCCGCCCAGCAGCAGGCGCAACAGCAGCAGCAACUGCAGCAGCAGCUGGCCGCCACCGUCAAGCAGGAAAUGUCGUCGUCGUACCACUGGCAUCUGCCCCCGGCCAGCACCGGCAACGGGGUCGUCAAGAUGCCCUGGAAGACGUCCACGAUGACGGCGGCAACGACGACGACGACGGCGGGCAUGGGCGGCGUCACGACGACGGUGCGACACCACGGUUCCAAUGAGAACUUAGAGCAUUAUCACAUAUUUGUCGGCGAUCUCAGUCCGGAAAUCGAAACGCAGACACUGAAAGAUGCCUUCGCUCCUUUUGGGGAUAUAUCAGAUUGCCGCGUGGUCCGGGAUCCACAGACGCUGAAAUCCAAAGGCUACGGCUUUGUGUCGUUCGUGAAGAAAUCGGAAGCGGAGAAUGCAAUUGCUGCCAUGAAUGGACAAUGGCUCGGAUCGAGAUCCAUUAGGACAAACUGGGCCACCAGAAAACCCCCGGCUACCAAGGCAGAAUUGAACGCCAAGCCGCUCACCUUCGACGAGGUCUACAACCAGAGCAGUCCGACCAACUGUACCGUGUACUGCGGAGGCGUCGGUGGCACCCUGGCCGGUGGACUGAGCGAGGAAAUCCUGCAGAAGACGUUCUCCCCGUUCGGCACCAUCCAGGAGAUCCGCGUCUUCAAGGACAAGGGAUACGCUUUCGUGAGAUUCUCCACCAAGGAAGCCGCCACCCAUGCCAUCGUCGCCGUACACAACUCGGAAAUCAACGCUCAAACCGUGAAAUGCUCCUGGGGUAAGGAGAGUGGCGAUCCGAACAAUGCCCCGUCACUUGCGAGCCAGGCGCUCAGCCAGGCCGGAUUCCCCUUCAACACUGCGUACGGUCAACAGGUCGCCGGCUACUGGUAUCCACCGGCUCCGACCUACCCGACAACGCCAGCCCCGGCCGCCGCUCCGCUACAGAGCCAGUUCCUCCAGGGAAUGCAGGGCUACACGUACGGACAGUUCGCCGGCUACCAGCAGGGUUAUAUGGGAAUGGGCAUGCAGCUGCCAGGAGCCUGGCCCGGUGUUCCGACUCAGGCGCAGAUUCCUGCCACCGCUCAGCAGCUGGCACAGGCCGGCGUUGGUGGAGCCCUCCCGCAAGCAGCCGGUGUGGUCGCCUAUCCGAUGCAGCAAUUCCAGUUAGCUGACGAUGAAUGGCUAGCGCCAAGCCUUCUAGUGUAGCUCCCUUGAUGGCCAUCGUCACUGUGCGGCUGUGCGGUGCCACAGCACAAGUAGAGCUCCCCUUCCGUUUUGAUUCCGCAGAAGAAGAAGAAAAACCCCCAGUCUCUCCCAAAACGAAAACCAAAUUCCGUGUACCAUCACAAAUUUGGCACGGCCAUCACAGGCGCGCGGUGGAAGGAUCACAGAUACCAAACAGCAAACAAAUAAACAAACAAUGAAACAAAGCUCCUCAGUGCUGAGUCCACAGAGAGAGGGCACCACUCUAGUUUUAUCUCCCCAUUUCCGGUCGAAAGUCCGAGCGAAAAUGGUCAAAGUAGGCGCGUUGAAGCAAGCGACGAAGUUGAAGCGAAUUGUGAAAACAAAACUUAAAGUAUUACACUUACACUGAAGGAAAAAGUUUGGUGAUUGUACCAAGAAAAAAAUAACAAAAAAAAAAUAAAAACACAAACACACACAAGGCAUAUAAGAAAAUUGACAUAAUUGGUAAGACAUA
Aedes albopictus (Asian tiger mosquito) is the source of this 2824-nucleotide messenger RNA. RefSeq names its product cytotoxic granule associated RNA binding protein TIA1. Gene Ontology annotation, molecular function: RNA binding. Lineage: Eukaryota; Metazoa; Arthropoda; Insecta; Diptera; Culicidae. The coding region runs from base 859 to 2331 and encodes 490 amino acids. The transcript has 9 exons. The record is from RefSeq and is a predicted model, not a curated record.